Messenger RNA from Periconia digitata, 2075 nucleotides. NCBI's taxonomy places the organism in Eukaryota, Fungi, Ascomycota, Dothideomycetes, Pleosporales, Periconiaceae. The record is from the annotation of a GenBank genome assembly.
CUCACCACCGGAAUCAUAUCCUCAGAAUUGUAUGUGCUCUUAUACCUCUUCUGAAGAUGUUGGGCGACCCUAUCUUGAGUAUCAUGGAAUCGGGAGCUCUGCGUCCCAGCUUGGAGAAUUCUGAUCGCAUGGGCAUAGAGGGGAAAGACGGGAGGAAGGAUACGAUGCGGAAAGGAUUUCUCACGAAAGCAUUUGCGGCUUCGUCAAUUAUUUCUAAUGUUGACAGUAGCGAGUUGACCGACGACCAGAUACUCGACUCGCCUUGCAUUUCCAUCAAGCAGGUGGACGCGCCGCAGAGCAAACGGCGUGGCACGUUCAUCAACCAUACCCCACGAAGCCACGUCGAACUACCCAGUCCGCACCAGGUUACUGACCAGCAGCAGCUCGGUUCUAUAUCUUUGAAUCCAGAGAGCAAGUACAGCAAUAAGGUCGACUUCAAUUCUUGCGAUAACAACAUGGAGUUGGGUGUAGAUGGGUACCCAGCAGAGCUCGACAGCAAGGAAGUCGCGCUAACGCUUUGUGACACCACUCCAAAUAGGAAUGCCACAGCAACGUUUUGUGCACGUGAGCGUCAAGAUAAUCCGGGGCCCCUCGACAGGUGUGAUUUCAGAACAAUUAACUUGCGUCAAGCGUCUUCCUCGACGCGAUCCCCACCGCAGGCUACGACGGCUGGAGCAGCUCGUCAUUCGCCAUUGGAACCACUUGUGGCCCGUCACCGUCGUGAAAUCACUGGAAGUAACGUGCAGGUCCUACCUCCUCACGUCGACAUCGACGAGAUUAACGGCACAGCUACCUUCAUGGCGGUCCAGGACUACUAUCCUGACUAUGAUCAAGACCAGGGUCCGCACUCAGCUCCGUCUGGUGCCAUUACCAAUCUCAAGCAUCAGAAUCUCGGAGACAAGCCUGAUGGAGCUGUCGGCUCUCCACCGUUACACACUUCUCCCUCCGCAGGCAGUGGUACAGAAUGUCUGAAUUCAUCAACGCCGACUUUGCCAGAUCGAAAUCCAGAUCGUCUCGCCGUACAACCCAGGCGUGUUGUUCGAGCCAAAAAACUCAAUCUAGAUGAUGAUAUGGACUUUGCUUCUGCUUGCGAAGGCGAGUAUUCACCUUAUCACUGUGAAGCCUACGGUCCGAUAACGCCGUCUCGCAUGCGUCAAGAGGUAGCAAAGGCUGGCAGUGGCUCAUCGUCUUUUCAGACCAAGUAUUCCAUCGACAUAUCGAACCCAAGGCAUGAGUUGCUAUCGAAUGAGGGUCAGCUGAAAGAUCUGACUUACUUUCUUCGACACACUGGACCCCCGGCCACACCAGACAAGCCGCCCAAGAGGAAGGGUUUUGGCAUUGGAGUUCUGGUAAAGAAGGAAGGCAAUAAUCGGAAACGAAAUGCCGACAUUCAGAAGGGAGGUGUUCCGCCAGUCCCAACACUGCCACCAAUGCUCUCCCAAUGCGCGCGAGAAGAGACGACCAGGAAUGGCACAAGAUACGUUAAGAUUCUUGUCCCGGAAGAUCACGAUACGCCAGAUCGAGAUACUCAACCAGCAACAGACGAAAAAGAAAGGUCAAAGCGCUUCUCCCAGAAUUUCGCCUGGAGCCAGGAGAUUUUCAAUCCGCUGGGUAGCUCACCAGUGGAGAAUGCGAUUGCCGGGCGCAUGUCCAGAUCUUCGUCCGCUCCCUCCCUCUGUGGCUCCCAAAAUACAGUGAUUCACCAUCCACGGAGUCCUAAGCCUGUGCCUCGUCUGCCAACACGCGUUCCGGUAGAAAACCACCCUCUUGCUGCUAGCAUGGAGGAGAGGAAGGAGACAACGCGGGCGAGGAAGCUACGUGAUCUUCACAGAAAUAAAUCCACGGCAAAGAGAUCAGAGAGUCGGUUAGAACCUGAAGACUAUGAUGAAACAACCACGGGGCGUCAGGCCCGGGGAGUACUGGUGGAUUCAAAGGAAUGGGUGCGUCUUCAGCGUUUGAACAAGGAGUUGGCGCGCGAACUGGCGACCGCAGCCGGGUUGGAAGGGGAUGCAGAAGAUCUCGCACCCGAGUAUGUGCUUGAGAUGUAUCGGAUGGUCAACAGGUCUAGCUAUUGA